UGAUACUAGCGCUGAGCACACGGGUCAAAUCAAACGUUCGCGUUAUUGACCUAGUGCAGAUCGUUGGGGACACUCCAUAUCUCAUCCCACAGCACGAAUAUUUAGGCGCUUGAGCUUAGCGACUGUGACGUAGCAAAUACGUCUUCACUUGAGCAACACGAUUCACGAACCUGCCGCACGUGGUCAUUUAUUCGCAUCGUUCGAAAAUGGGCUUCAUUAUACAGGGCCUCAACCUACCCGGUCGACGCUCGCUCUUGGCUGCAUGGGGGUCCUUGCAUCCAUGUGUAUAUGCCGCACGUUUAUAUUACUGCAAGAACCGACCAACAGCCGAAGUGGAAACAUCGCGGCGUCGGAUGCGCAUGCAGCCUGGUGUGCGAGGUUAUGCAAAUUCAUUUCUCGACAAUCUUGAAGAGAACAAACCUUCAGGUUUCCGAGAAGCGCUAGUGAACUCCGGUGAGUGGCUUAAUUUCGGUUAGUUGUGAUGAGUUAUGACCAGCCGCAGAGAGCAUUUUGUCUUCAGCAGGUACUGUCCAGAUCCAUAAUGGCUUUGGAGAAAUAUAUUGAAAACAUAUGUUUAGACACCUCCCCGAAGCAACAGUCUGCGGGCCCUCUCGAAGUACAAGAUCUUCCAGAAAUACCGCCAUUUCCCACUAGACCAACCCACCACAUAUCCUUGGAAGAUAUCACAACGUAUAUCCAACCACUUGUUUCGCGUCAGUGGACAGUCGGCCACAUCUGCACAGGAGUCGAUGAAAAUGAAAUACUCUCUCUGGACAGACAUUACAAGUUCAAGGGCUUCAACGAUGUCAUGGACUUUGUUCAAGGAGUCGCAGACAUCUCACGGGCAGAAAAGCAUCACGCUCGGAUCGUGAUUGAGUAUAGCACCGUGGACAUUGUCUCGCACACGCAUUCGGCGUAUGGCUUCGACCGCGUAGGAGAAGGAGAACUCGAGCCUAAGAAAGUUCCUGGGCUCACUCGUCGGGAUGUUCGAUUCGCUAUCAAGAUCGAGGAGUUGCACGAAACAUUCAAGGAACGAGGGCGCACGGUGCAGUCUGUACCAGCAGAUCUUACCCAGCUGCAGCACCGGUCUAUGAAGUCAGUGCUACGAAGAUAUAGCCAAAAGUAGGCAGUCGCGAAUACGAAGGAUGUCCACAACACAUCAUCGAGAAAUGCGAUGCACUGAUACGUUGGCUGUUGAUCAAUUGUCAAGAUUUCAAUAAUAAGUCAAAGAAACGCCCUCAGAAC
This is a messenger RNA of Suillus fuscotomentosus, 1245 nucleotides long. RefSeq lists its product as uncharacterized. Lineage: Eukaryota; Fungi; Basidiomycota; Agaricomycetes; Boletales; Suillaceae. Gene Ontology annotation, molecular function: 4-alpha-hydroxytetrahydrobiopterin dehydratase activity. Gene Ontology annotation, biological process: tetrahydrobiopterin biosynthetic process. The record is from RefSeq and is a predicted model, not a curated record. The transcript is spliced from 2 exons. Bases 482 to 1126 code for a protein of 214 amino acids.